Molecule: messenger RNA, 1422 nt
Organism: Paramecium pentaurelia
Lineage: Eukaryota; Ciliophora; Oligohymenophorea; Peniculida; Parameciidae
Source: the annotation of a GenBank genome assembly
UAUGGUGGGUCCAGAAGAAGCCUUGAAAACAUAAGAAUAUAAAGCUUAUCGUUGGCGUUGGUUAGUCUUAUUCGCAUUUUGCACAUUUACGUACUUCUUACAUGCAUAAUUAGCUUUUCAAAUGCACUUGGAUUUGUCUAAUAUUCUCCAAUUCUUAGUCUAGCAGCUGAAUAUUAUGGUGUUACUGACUAAGACAUAGUUUGGUUUAGCAAUUGCUACUAUAUUACAUAUGUAGUAUUUUGUCCAUUUACUAUACGUCCUCUAGAGAAAAGAUUAGACUUGUCCUUAUUUCUUGCUGCUUUUGUAACAGCUUUAGGUAUUAAGUACUUAAAAAUCAUUUAGGUUAAUGGUUUAUCUACAUAGCAUAAUAAACCUAUUCUUUUGCUUUAGUAGGGUUUAUUUUAAUAGGGAUGGGUUAGAUAUUUAUUUUAGCAGCACCUGCAUGUAUAUAUAUUAAAUAAGUAUAAUAGAUAUAUCUGAUAGAUGGUUUCCAAUGCAUGAAAGAACUGUAUCUACAAGUUUAGGUAGUUUUUUCAAUUUAGUUGGAUUAAAUUUUUCUAUUGUCUAUGCUUCUAUCACAUUUUAAAAUGUGUCUGAUCAUGAUGAAAUAGUAGAUUAAAUAGAUUUCAUGAAUUUAUUAUUUGCUAUAUUUACUACAUUAGCCUUUUUAUUUUGUAUAACAAUGAUAAGAAAUAAACCAGCAACACCUCCAUCAAUAUCAGCAGUAAUAAUAAUAAAUUAUGAUAGGCAUCUGAAAAAAUGUUAAUAUUGCCAUCUUUUAAAAGGGCAUUUAGAAGUUUAGAAUCAAUAAUGGAUUUAUUAACAUUCUCAAUGUUUAUAGGUGUAUCUUGGGCAUAUAUGGUUGUAAUUGCAAUUCUCUUGGCUCCAUUUAAUUAUACAACAGAAUAAAUUGGUUAUGUGAGUAUUGUAUAUGCAGCAACUGGAGCAAUAGGUGGAACUUUGGCUAGUAUUUAUGUAGAUUAUUAAAUAAAAAAUAACACAAAACCUCAUUAUGAUUAUUUAAUAAAAGGGUUUUUGACAAUAGGAGUAGCUGGUAUAUUAAUAAAAGCAUUAAUCAUUAAUUAUGUUAAUGAUACAGUAAUUGUUGUAUUGUCUGGAAUAAUUGGAUUUGGAUUAAAUUCAUUUCUUCCAUUAGCUUUACAAUGUUAUAUAGAAAAAUUAUUUCCUUCAUUUGAGUUAGUAUUAACAACAGCAAUAAUGCAAAUGUCUAAUGUAUAAUAUUCAUUAAUUAUAAAGUUAUUUGGUUUUAUUUUAAAUUACAUUUUGAUUUUAGAGGUAUUUCUUGAUGUUGGAUUAUGGGUUAUUUUAAUAGCCAUGGGACCAUUUUAUCUAUAUUUAAUAUUUGGAUAUAAAACAAAGUUCUUACGUUUAGAAAUGGAAUAAUAAUCAGCAGCUGCUUGA